This is a messenger RNA of Lactuca virosa, 987 nucleotides long. Lineage: Eukaryota; Viridiplantae; Streptophyta; Magnoliopsida; Asterales; Asteraceae. The record is from the annotation of a GenBank genome assembly.
AUGGCAAAGAACGGAGAAACAGUGGAGACGAAGAGGGUUGGGGAGACGGUGGAAUUUGGAGACCCAGUAAUGGAAGCUACUGGAACAGAUAUACCACAGAUACAGAAACACGUAUUUGAGGCUCCAUUACAACUUGUAUUGGGUGAAUUACAGAAAGCAUUAUAUGUUGUAGGGCAGAUUAUACAAACUCCCAGAUUCAAAAGUCUUCUCAAACGCCUUGAAAAAACCCUAAAAAGCAUCGAGCAGGUGUUUUAUGAAAGCUGGAGAUUAAGCAAGGUGUUGGAUCAUCCUGACAAAGAGACGAUAAAGUUCAUCUCUUAUCUUCGGAAUGCCAUUGAGAUCGUUGUCAAGUGCUCCAGCAUCAAUUGUCAGACCAUGAGCAAAAAAGUUCUUCAUUCAAAUAAGCUGAUGCGUUUGAACAACGAGCUCUUGAGGUUCUUCCAGAUUGAUGUGCAGGAGAAAACGAUGAACACUAGUAUGACGGAUUCAAUUGCGAUUUCCGGAUUGGAAGACAAUUCAGUAGUUGCCUUUUCUGCAGAUGGAUAUUCGAGAGUAUGUAAUCUUGUUCAUCUCCAGAAUCUCAGCAUCACCAAUUGCCAUGAGCUGGAUGUUCUUCCUAAAAAGUUGGGGAAUCUUUCCAAUCUUGAGAUCCUCAACCUCCAUUGUUGCACAAAACUACAAGAAAUACCAGAAUCGAUUGGAAGUCUUCAUAAUCUGAGCUUCCUUGAUUUAUCUGAUUGUUUGAGUAUAAGUCUAUUACCAGAUGAAAUUGGGGAACUAUGCAGCCUGAGAGUGGUUAAGAUGAGUGGUGUUCAUGGAUUACAAGAGUUGCCAGAUUCCAUGAGCAAAUUGUCACAGUUGGAAGAAGUGAUAUGUGAUGAAGAGACAUCGUAUUUGUGGAUGGAUUUUGAAAGUGAUCUCUAUAAUUUGAAGUUAAACGUCGUUGAAGAUGACAGGUUUGAAAGCUUUAUGAAAAUCGUUCAGUAA